AUGAACCUCGUCCGAGUACUUCUCGUCGCUGCUGCAGCCACCUCCUCCGCCGAGGCCGUCUCCAUCGACUACGACAAGGUGGAGCCGUUCCCUCAACCAAGCCCGGUCACCGUUUCCGAGAAGGCCGCGGUCAAAUUCAAACCACGACUGCUUAUCGCCGACGAGGUUUCAUGCGUUCCGUUCCUCGUCGUGAACGCUGCAGGCGAGACUGGCGGUGGGCUCAAGGGGAAUGGCGGCAACGACGGCUGCGAGGUUGCUCCAUUGGGGGCGCAGGUCUACGGCCGAUCUUCGUGGCACAACGACGGCUUCUGGGACGGCUCUGCGUUCUGGCGCCACGACUGGGCCAGCGCCGUCGUGUGGAUCGACAACCCGGCGUUGGAAGCUCCGAAGGUUGUGAGGCUCUCGCUGUCGACUUCCAAGGACUCAUACAAGAACCGAGCGCCGGCUUCGUUCGUCAACGGCACGGCCCCAUUCCUGCUGCGGUACCUCCCUGGAAUGAGCAGUGCGGCGUUGAUAACCAUCGAUAAGCCUGGUGGAGAUUUCCAGGAUCUCAUCAUGUGGGAACAACUCACGGACGUGGCACGGGAGGCUCUAAACAACGCGGAGAACUUUGGUCGCGCUGACGUUCCCUUCAGCGACAACAACUUCCCCACGUGGCUGGAGAAAGCGUGGCCGCUCUAA
Messenger RNA from Phytophthora sojae, 681 nucleotides. Its product is annotated as necrosis inducing-like protein NPP1 type. The record is from RefSeq and is a predicted model, not a curated record. NCBI's taxonomy places the organism in Eukaryota, Oomycota, Peronosporomycetes, Peronosporales, Peronosporaceae. The coding region runs from base 1 to 681 and encodes 226 amino acids. The transcript has 2 exons.